This is a messenger RNA of Aphanomyces astaci, 1978 nucleotides long. RefSeq lists its product as hypothetical. The record is from RefSeq and is a predicted model, not a curated record. Bases 20 to 1930 code for a protein of 636 amino acids. NCBI's taxonomy places the organism in Eukaryota, Oomycota, Saprolegniomycetes, Saprolegniales, Verrucalvaceae. The transcript is spliced from 5 exons.
AAAAAGAUCCACGAGGCACAUGCCGGUCCAAACGUCACCUGCCGCGGCGACGGCGGCGCUUCACAGCAUGAUCUCGUUCAGAUUGCUUUUGUCGAACGAUACGGUGUAUCGGUUCCAGUGCCUCCCGUCGCAGAAGCUCAAGGUCAUGUUCGAGCAUAUUUCAGAAUUUGAAGGCUUGGAGAAGCUCCAUUUACGGCAUGUCCGAUCCGGUGCAUCACUCGAUGGAAGCGAAGUGGUGGGGUCCGUCCUUUUGCACGACGAUAUCGUGACGGCACACGUGGAUAUCCCCACGCAGAUCCCCACGACCGUGUGUUUGGAGUUCCACGAGACCGCCGCGUCAUCGCCGUCGUUGGAUAUGUUCCCUGACGCAGCGCAUCUCCACGACCUAGACCACCAUCAUCCUCCGUCCCCUAUGCUUCUAUCGUCGCCCUCCUCGCAUGCGCAUGCUGCGUCCCUUCCCGACGACUACGACGAAGAUGUUGGGUACAACAACGACAGGGACAUUGACCGGUGGCGACGAGCGCACGUGACGCGAGUCGAGUCGUCAUGUGGCGGCCCGUCCAUGCUCAACAUCAGCCCCAUGGAAAUGGAGCAUAACACGCGCAUCUCUCAACACGAUUUGGUGCUUCAUGCAGCGCUCCAGCUCACCGAGAACGCGCUGGUGAUGCAGCAGAGUCUGCGCACGUUAUACUUGCGUCUCCGCAGCCAGCAGACACCAGACACGGCCGCGGCGGUGCUCAAGUUGAUCCGCAGCACGGACCGGCGGCCGGUGUUCCUCCAUCGAGGCAUCGACGUGGUCAUGCAGGGGUACGUCGACUGCGGCAAGUGGGGCGCGCUGUGGCGCACAAAGCAGCGGUGCUGGGCCGUGCUAUGGGACUCGAAGCUGUCGUUCUUUGGGUCGCCGGAAUACGCGAGAAAGUACAUGUUUGCGUUGUCCAACGCUCGACGGCGUCAUCUGUCGGCCCAGGGCCACGAGGACGAGGACGUGAUGGGGAAGCGCAUCCAAAAGGACUACGCGCCGCACACGGAGCUCCACGUGAGUGGGUGGAGCGUCCGUCCUGGCGCGCCGCAAUGCGACAGAAACACGUUCGCGCUCUUCGACGACGGCGGCACGCUGCGCCAAGUCCUGGACGUGGCGACGGCGGCGGAUACGGAAGCAUGGGUGCGCGCAAUCGGAUCGCAGGCGCAACAACAUCUGGUGCGGUUGAAGGCAAAGCUGGCGGCGGCGUCAGAGUCAGAGUUCUUGGACAUGCUGCGACUGGGGGAGUCGUCGUCGCGAGACGUCGAGGGUACGUCGCACCUGUCGGUCCCGUUGAAGUUGCGCGUUCCGCUCAAGUGGUUGCACGUGCACCUCGAGUCUGAGGACGCCUCGAGUCGGUCGCGGCGAGUAAAGUGCAGCAACUUCUCGCAAGCGGUCAAGGACAUUCAGCGGGACGUCCUGCGCAUCAACGGCCACCUGCACGCGAGUUCGUGCUUUGAAGACAUGCUGUCGGAGCUUGCGAUUGAAUUGCUGCAGCACACGUCACGGCAUAUGAAGACGAGCGAGAUGGACGCGAUGGCGUUUGCAAGGCAGCUGCUGAUCUUGAGUUCGCGAACCCACGGCGGCGGCGACGUGUGGGACGCCGUGCAUUGUUUGCUGCAGUCGCCGCACUUUUGCAUUUGCCCGGAAAUGAGCGACGCGGCGCCCGUGGAUGUGGGAAUCCAACUGAUUGAUGGCAAAACUGUCGUGGAAAUUGAAAUGAUCAUGGUGUUCAAGCUCAUCCCGGCCGGCGGGUCGGAUACCGCCAUCGGACGCAUCGUGGGCACGUCCAAGCAGCGGUUGAUCUGCGACAUGACAUCCAACUUGGACGUGGAUGGCGAGAUUCGCAUUGCCGUCGAGCGCGUCGGUGGCGGUGGCGAAGGGGGCGCCGUGGGUGUCGAUGGAAAUUGAGUAAAUAUUGUUUUCAAUUCUUUUUCUCUCAAUAUGGUUCUAUAUCUG